This is a messenger RNA of Entrophospora candida, 1599 nucleotides long. The record is from the annotation of a GenBank genome assembly. Lineage: Eukaryota; Fungi; Glomeromycota; Glomeromycetes; Entrophosporales; Entrophosporaceae.
AUGAAUUCAGAAAAUGAACAACAGCAAGAACAGAUUUCGCAAGAUUCUAAACAAUUUGAAGAAAAUCUUGCAAAACAAAAUAGCAACAAUGAUGAUAACGACAAGUUGGAGAAUUCUAACAUCACCACAACUAGUACUACAUCUAAAUUACCAUCACCACCAGAAAAACCACAACAGAAACCACUAAUAUUACAGCAACAGCAACCACCGCCACCAUUACAAUAUACAAAACCAGAUUGGAGCGGAUUGCCAAAAGAUGAUUAUUCAUUUGAAGUAAUUAAGAAUGGAAUAAGUUUAGAAAUUAUCGAUUUUCCAAAAUCAAAAGAAUUUCUUGCAAUUGGGCGAUUACCGACUUGUGAUAUUCCAAUGGAACAUCUUUCAAUAUCCAGAUACCAUGCCGUGCUUCAAUUCAAUAACAAAGGAGAACUUUUAAUAUAUGAUUUGGAAAGCGCACAUGGCACAAUUUUGAAUAAACGAUUGUUACCGUCAAAAUCAUACACGAAACUUUGUGUUGGUGAUCAAUUAAAAUUUGGUCAAAUUAUACCAAAAUCAACAUUAUUACCUAAAACUAUGGAUACUGGAGUUACUUGGGGUUUUGGAGAAGAUGCAGAAGAUGAAGGCGAAGUUAUAAUGGCAAACGCUAAAAAUUCAUGGAUAAAGAAUGAAAAUGCGUAUUAUUACAAAGAUCCAAAAAAAGCUAUAAGAAACUGGUUAGAGAAUCGAGGUUAUGAUUUAGAAUUUGAAAGUGAACAAGAAGGAACUAAAAAUAAUGCGAAAACUUACUCAGUUCGUGUACGACUACCUGAUGUUGAAGAUGAAUUUGGACCAGUUUAUGGAAUAGGUUCUAAUAUUAAAAAAAGAGAAGCAGAAAGACUAGCAGCAAUUGAUGCAUGUGAAAAAUUAGAUAUGUUGGGGAUUUUACGUGGUAGCCAAGAUGAAGCAGCGUUGAGAAAACAAAGACUUAAACGAUUAUUAGAUGAUGGCAACGAUGAUGAUAUUGAUAGUUUUUAUGAUAGAACUGAUCAAGCUGAAAGAAGCAAAGCAAAAAAAUUAAAACAACCACAACCACCUAAAAAAGUCGAGACAUUUGAGUCAUUGACAGAACAAUAUGAAGAGAUUACAUUGAAAAUUAAAGAAUUACAAAAUAAAAUUUCUUUAGCUUCUAAAAAAGUAAAAACAGAUGGAAAUGAUAACGGUGUUGAUGAUGAUUUAGAUUCAUAUAUGAAUUCAAUUAAUGAUGAUCUUGAAAUUGAAUCAAAGACUGAAUUAGAAAAUUCAUUAAAUGAAAAUCAAGAUAAAUCAUCAGUGAUACAAGCUUCAAAUAAUGAGGAUGAUGUGCCAAUAGAAAAUAAUGCAACGGAAUUAGCAACAGCAGAAGAAACUUCGACAAACAAUAAAAAAACUAAAAAAAUUAAAUUUAAAGCGAAUGUUCCAAUGACAUUAGAACAGCAUCAAGAACAAUUAAAAAUUUAUGAAGAUAAUAAUGAACUUGAAUUGGAAGAUGCGACUACUUGGGAACCACCUAAUGAUCAAUUAGGCAUCUAUUAUUUAUAUUUAUGUGAUGGAAAAACUUUUUUGAAUGAAAAAUUUGGAUAUUGA